Messenger RNA from Helianthus annuus (common sunflower), 2353 nucleotides. RefSeq names its product protein SIEVE ELEMENT OCCLUSION A. Gene Ontology annotation, biological process: phloem development. The coding region runs from base 33 to 2132 and encodes 699 amino acids. The record is from RefSeq and is a predicted model, not a curated record. NCBI's taxonomy places the organism in Eukaryota, Viridiplantae, Streptophyta, Magnoliopsida, Asterales, Asteraceae. The transcript is spliced from 8 exons.
UCCUUUGUUCUAAAAACUUACAAUUCUCUAUAAUGGCUAAGAACUUAAAAUCCUCUUUGUCCACUCUAUCUGCGAGAGUGGACAAAAACGUGUUUCCUUCCUCUGAUGAUGAUGCCAUGAAGAAAACGAUAAUCACCACCCACUCUCCAGAUCAUGGAACCAAUAUUGAUGUCCUACCGCUUCUCCAAAUCAUCAAGGACAUCAUGAAUAUAGCCUAUCCAGAGGGCCCUCAAGCUAAAAAAACCACGACAACGGAGAGUGUGUUUAAUUACGAUUCUAGUGAGAUGUUUGAAGUUUUGGCGCCCAAAAUCAAUAAGGUUGCAUGCGAGAUUUCUUGCAAGUGUACUGGAGGGGGAGAUAAAGAUGCAACUGCCAUUGGGAUUUUAAAAACGCUUUCCAACUACGGGUGGGAUGCAAAAGCUGCUAUUACUUUAGCGGCUUUUGCGGUGAAUUAUGGAGAGUUUUGGUUGGUCGCUCAGCUUCACAAGAUCAAUCCACUCGCGAAUUCGUUGGGUCUCCUCAAGCAAGUACCUAAUAUUUUAGGGCAAUAUGAAUCUCACAAACCAUGGUUUGACGAUGUCACUAACCUCGUCCAGACCACACUUGAGGUCACUCAUAUUAUCAUCGAACUCCAGAAGUUAUCAGAACGCUAUAUUAGCCUUAAUGCACUAUUCAUGACCAUUGUUCCAAGAACCAGAGUAGCGGUUUAUUGGAUCAUUAGAAGCAUUGUGGCUUGUGCAUCCGUGCUUACUACUCUCAUUGGAAUGGUUGACGAGCAUUUCACAGCAAGCACGGAAGCUUUGGAGCUAUCGAGUUUGACUAUUAAGAUCAAAAGUAUUCGUGUUUACCUGAAGGAACAGUUAGAGGAAUGCAAACGACGUAUUAGGGAGAUUAAGCUUAUACAAGAAUACCAAGAGCUUAUUGACAUCAUGAACGCUACACAUCAUGAUAACAUCAAGCCACUCCAACAUUUGAUUUCCUUGAAGGAAGAUCAAACACCAUUAUACGAGAGUUCUACAAAAAUUCGGGUGAGCAUCGAGAUAUUAAAGAAGAAGACCGUGUUGCUACUCAUAUCCGACCUUUACUUACCUUCGGAAGGGCUUUUGAUUCUUGAAAAGAUAUACAAGGAGGCAAAGCAAAACCCAACAAAACCUGAGAAUCAAUACGAGGUGGUUUGGCUCCCGGUGGUGCCCGAUUUGACCGAAGACAAGAAAAACAAGUUUGAGGGGAUAAGAAACAACAUGCCAUGGUAUUCAUUGUUUCAUCCCUCGUUACUUCGUCCAGCAGUGAUCAAGUACAUCAAGGAGAAGUGGCACUUUAACUGCAAACCGUUGCUCGUGGUGAUGGAUCCUCAGGGGAGCAUCGUCAACACCAACGCGCUACACAUGUUGUCGCUUUGGGGAAGUGGGGCUUUUCCCUUCACUAGCCAGAAGGAAGAAGCUCUAUGGCGUGAUCAGAAAACUUGGAGGGUCGAGUUGCUCGUUGAUGUCCAUUGCAUAGAGCCAAAGAUUUCCGAUUGGAUUGCUAAAGGGAAGUACAUUUGUUUGUAUGGAGGGGAUGACAUCAACUGGAUUCUGAGAUUUAGGACAGCGGUACAAGUGUUUGUUAAACAAGCUGGAAUCGAGCUCGAGAUGUUAUAUGUCGGGAAAAGCAACCCCGGGAAUAAAAUAAUUACAAUAAACAAUGAUAUCAUCCAGAAACACGGCGACGUGCUACUCGACUUGGCUCGGAUAAGGGCCUUUUGGGUUCGAUUAGAGAACAUGUUCCACUCCAAGUUACAAAGUGCGAAAUCUCUUAUAGAUGAUCAGCUUUUAAAAGAGAUCAAUGUGAUGCUUACUUAUGACGGAAGUGGUAAAGGUUGGGCUGUGAUAAGUCGUGGGUCAAAUGAUUGGAUGAAUAGAGUCGAUGGUGAUACAGUUUUAAAAUGUUUGAACACUUAUGGCCAGUGGAAGGGAAAAGCAGGAAAAGAUUUGUUGUCGGCGUUAAACGACCAAAUUGAGGCUAACAAGCCACCGCAUCAUUGCAACCGUGUAAUCUUGCCAGGAACUGGGAGUGUACCGGAGAUAGUGAUUUGCGCUGACUGUGGAAAGUCAAUGGAGAAGUAUAUCUUGUACCGUUGCUGCACCGACUAAUUAACCUUAUAUUAUGCACUCCCGAAGAAUAAACUAUAAAUAAGGAUGAUUAUGAUUUAAUCAUCUACCGCCUACAAUAAGGAUGAUUAUGAUUUAGUCAUCUACCGCCUGUUUGUAUUUGUGAUUACUAGCUUGGAUUUGUGAUUACUAGCAUUGUACGUACCCACUUUUAUUUAAAUGUAUUAUCGUUAAGGUGUGCUAUAAAUUUGUUUUGUUGGUAA